Molecule: messenger RNA, 249 nt
Organism: Knipowitschia caucasica
Lineage: Eukaryota; Metazoa; Chordata; Actinopteri; Gobiiformes; Gobiidae
Source: the annotation of a GenBank genome assembly
AUGGGGGGGGGGAUGAUAUAUGGGGUAAAAGGGGGGGUGUUUUUUGUUGGUUUUGGGGUGAGAUUGGGUUUUAUUUUUGGGGUUGGGGAGUAUAUGGUGGAGGUGGGGUUGAGGGGUGGGGGUGUAAUGUUUUUGGGGAUGGGGUUUGGAGUGUGGGGGGGAUGGGGGGGUAGGGUGGGUAGGAGGGAAGGGGGGGGGUGGGGGUUGGGGGUUUUUGAUGUAUGGAUGUGGGAGUUUUGUGUGGUGUAG